AUCCGAAAAUAAAUAAAAUUUAGAAUUUUUUGUGACCACUGAACAAGUAGCGCUGCUAGCGCGCAUAUUUGGAAUCGGAAGAGAGACUGGGAGAGAGAGAGGCUCCACACCAACCAAAAUCUCUCGAUUCUCAAAUCUCUUCUCUCAAUUAGCUCGUUCCUUCCAGGAUCUAUGCACCUCUUUUUGCAGUGCAGGGAUGCUAGGAAAAUCAUUUGCUUCUCCUUUACUGACCUACAAUUAUGCACCACGUACAUUCUUUUCGACACUUGAUGUUGUAACAGGCACAGCCACCGGAAAUAUUGCAUUGCUCAAUGUAAAUAGUCGUUGUCAGAAUGGAAUGAAAGUCUCUUGGACAUCGUGUUCUUCUUCUUCUUCAAAGAAAUGGGUAUUGCACUCAACUGCACAGAUUGAGAAUACGAUCGUAACCGAAGAAGAUAAAAAGAGGUGGGAAGCAUGCAGGGAAGCUCUGUCUAGCUAUAAAUUCAGCAGUGAGGAGGCAGAUAAAAUUCUUGGAAAAGCUUUUGGCCAGGUACACUCACCUUACUGGGGUGAAGAACGCAGAAAGGUUGUUCCAAAACUUGAAAUUGUGAAUGAAAUAUUGGACUAUUUAAGAAGUUUGAACCUAUCAGACGAUGAUCUGGCAAAGGUGCUUAAGAAAUUUCCCGAGGUUCUUGGAUGUGAUCUUGAAAAUGAGAUAAAAGCCAACGUGCAGAUUUUGGAGAAGGAAUGGGAAAUCAAAGGAAAAACUCUUCGAAACCUUCUUCUUCGAAAUCCAAGACUAUUGGGUUACAACAUUGACUGCAAGGGAGAUUGUGCGGCGCAAUGCACACGAUGCUGGGCUCGUUUUUAAGCUAAUUCUAAAUCUCUUCUGUUGAGGAAAGUUUUUGCAACCAAUAAAAGCAUCAACACUUGUAUAUUUAUGUAAGUGAUUCCCAUGUUCAAAUCCUACUGAGCUGUUAUGGAUUAAUGUAUUUAUAUGGAUUUAUUGGAUUCCACAAUGUAUUUUAAUUGUUCGACCAUCAUACAACUUAAAUUUCUUUGUAAUUGUCAAUGAAACAAUUUAAUGCUAAAAAAAUAUUGUUGGCAGUUUGCAA
Humulus lupulus (European hop) is the source of this 1094-nucleotide messenger RNA. RefSeq lists its product as uncharacterized. The record is from RefSeq and is a predicted model, not a curated record. Gene Ontology annotation, molecular function: double-stranded DNA binding. Gene Ontology annotation, biological process: regulation of DNA-templated transcription. Bases 197 to 850 code for a protein of 217 amino acids. Lineage: Eukaryota; Viridiplantae; Streptophyta; Magnoliopsida; Rosales; Cannabaceae. The transcript has 3 exons.